Candidula unifasciata is the source of this 666-nucleotide messenger RNA. The record is from the annotation of a GenBank genome assembly. Lineage: Eukaryota; Metazoa; Mollusca; Gastropoda; Stylommatophora; Geomitridae.
AUGGUGAAUCUUGGUGAGGUUUUCCCCAACUUUUCUGCCAACACGUCAGAGGGCCGCAUAGAGAAGUUUCACGACUGGAUUGGCGAUGACUCAUGGGCCAUUCUAUUCUCUCACCCUGCUGACUACACGCCUGUUUGUACCACAGAAUUAGCAAGGGUGGUUACUCUGGUGCCUGAGUUCAGGAAGAAGAAUGUGAAGCUCAUUGCUUUAUCAUGCGACAGUGUGGAGAGUCAUAAAGGUUGGGGAAAGGAUGUGUUACAUUAUGCUGGCUCCAAGCAAGAGAAGCUGCCUUACCCUAUCAUUGCUGAUGAAAAGCGGGAGCUGGCGGUGCAGCUAGGGAUGAUUGACCCAGACGAAAUCGACAAACAAGGACUGCCCCUCACUGCAAGAGCUGUCUUUAUCAUUGGACCUGACAAGAAACUCAAAUUGUCCAUUUUGUAUCCAGCAACUACUGGACGUAAUUUUGAUGAAAUCCUGCGAGUGAUUGAUUCACUUCAGCUGACUGCCACAAAGAAAGUGGCCACCCCUGUGGACUGGAAAUCUGGUAAAGAGUGCAUGGUGCUGCCGACCGUCUCCAACGAGGAAGCAAAAACAUUGUUUCCUAACAUGAAGACUGUCCAGCUACCUUCUGGCAAGGAAUACCUGCGCCUGACCCCCCAGCCUUAA